GGUCUGCAUGGAUAUACCCAGGAAUUCGUGUCCGAACUUUCCGAAGAACAAGAACGAGCCGUGCUUGCCAAGAGCAUAGAGGUUAUCACCAAAAUGAGCGGUAAACGGCCCCGUGGAUGGACUGCACCAGCAUGGGCAACAUCUGGCAACACAGUCCGACUUCUGGAGGAGCACGACCUUAUUUAUGACCACUCAUUUAUGCAUCAUGAUUGUCAGCCCUACUAUCUACCCAAUGCCCCAACGAAUAUCGAAACAAACGUCAGCAAACCAGCAGAGUCUUGGAUGACGCCCAUGUCGAAGCUUCAGCCACCUGGCAUUGUCGAAAUUUCGGCCAACUGGCACUUGGAUGACUGGCCUCCACUCAACUCCGGAAGACCUGGUACUGGAUUCCGUCGUCCUGCGGAACUGGAAAUCUCAGUUUGAUUUCUACUGCCGCGAAUACGACCCUUUUAUCUUCCCAAUCAGCAUCCACCCGCAAGUGUCGGGUAGACCCCAGGUUCAACUUUUGCACGAAAAGCUCAUUGAACACAUUAGCUCCCACGAAGGCGUUGAAUGGGUGACGUUUGAAGAGAUGGCGAGGUAGUUCAAGGAAGGAGAGAUUCAAGGUGCUAUGAUCAAAGGCGGCUGCUCAAUAAGGUAAGCGAGAUAGAGUGGAUAUCUCUUAAAGUCCGAAUAGUCCGCAUGGUUAGCCUGUACUCUUAAUCAUUCUGGUCAUAGAUUUCAUCAAUAGAAAUAGUCUUUUCUUGCA
Messenger RNA from Talaromyces proteolyticus, 748 nucleotides. RefSeq lists its product as uncharacterized. The transcript has a single exon. NCBI's taxonomy places the organism in Eukaryota, Fungi, Ascomycota, Eurotiomycetes, Eurotiales, Trichocomaceae. Gene Ontology annotation, biological process: carbohydrate metabolic process. The annotation marks the transcript as partial. The record is from RefSeq and is a predicted model, not a curated record.